AUCCAUAGGAAAAGGAUGGAGAAAGAUCUUCUGGAGCUGCAGACUCUGAUUGAUGUCCACUUUGAGCAGAGGAAGAAAGAGGAACAGGAACUGAUUGGACUCAAAGAAAGGAUUGAGAGCCGACGGGCAGAAAGAGCUGAGCAGCAGCGAGUGAGGGCUGAAAAAGAGCGAGACAGACAGACACGGAUUGCUGAGGAAAGGCAGAGGAAAGAGGAUGAAGAGGCAAAAAAGAGGGCAGAUGAUGAGGCCAAGAAGAAGAAAGUGCUCUCUAACAUGGGCGCUCACUUUGGAGGGUUCCUGGCCAAGGCAGAGCAGAGGCGAGGGAAAAAGCAAACUGCGAGGGAAAUCAAGAAGAAGACUCUGGCAGAGAGACGCAAGCCACUGGCUAUUGAGAAUCUGAGAGAGGAUGGCCUGAGAGAGCGAGCCAAGGACAUGUGGGAAUGGAUCUACCAGCUGGAGUCAGAGAAAUUUGACCUAACUGAGAAGAUGAAGAGGCAGAAGUAUGAGAUAAAUGUUCUCCUCAACAGAAUCCAACAUGCGCAGAAAUUCAAAAAAGUCCAUGGUAAAGGGAAAGUUGGAGGACGCUGGAAGUGAACUCACACAGGAGGCACAAAGAAACG
Molecule: messenger RNA, 620 nt
Organism: Seriola dumerili (greater amberjack)
Lineage: Eukaryota; Metazoa; Chordata; Actinopteri; Carangiformes; Carangidae
Product: troponin T, slow skeletal muscle-like
Exons: 7
Coding region: 16-594 (192 amino acids)
Biological process (GO): slow-twitch skeletal muscle fiber contraction; regulation of muscle contraction; sarcomere organization
Cellular component (GO): troponin complex
Molecular function (GO): tropomyosin binding; troponin T binding
Source: RefSeq, a predicted model, not a curated record